GUUCCAUUCUACCACCAAGGACCAUACAACACAACACCAUUUGCAAACAACUUCUGCUUUCUCUCACUGAGUUUUUGAAAUGAGAGGGAUGAAGAGUCUAACUAUUUGGGCUCUCUUUGCUGCUUUACUCUCACAGCAGCUGUUUGCUUCCGUUACUUCCAUAAGGUUCGAAGAUGAGAAGACAUACUACUCUCCUCCCUCUGGACACGGCGGUUACACUCCCACUCCUAACUGUGGAAGUCCACCUUACGACCCAACUCCUUCAACUCCAUCUCACACUCCAACUCCUUCGACUCCAUCUCACACUCCAACCCCACACACACCAACUCACCACACGCCUCCUUGUAACUGUGGGACUCCACCUCACGACCCUUCCACACCUUCUCACCCUUCUACACCAUCACAUCCUUCGACGCCUUCACACCCUUCAACGCCUCCUUCGGGUGGAUAUUACUCUCCACCAAGUACUCCAGUCGUUGUGACUCCACCAACACCCAUUGUUGUAGGAAGCCCACCAACUCCUAUUAUUGACCCUGGCACUCCUGGAACUCCUUUCGUUCCUGCUCCUUUUCCACCAAUCACUGGAACAUGCGAUUACUGGAGAAACCACCCUACACUCAUAUGGGGUCUUCUUGGCUGGUGGGGAACCGUUGGUGGAGCGUUUGGUACAGUCAGUACUUCCAGUAGCAUUCCAGGCUUUGAUCCUCACAUGAACCUUCUUCAGGCACUUUCCAAUACCCGCACCGAUGCUAUUGGAUCUCUCUACCGUGAAGGCACAGCGUCUUGGUUAAACUCCAUGGUCAGCAACAAGUUCCCUUUCACAACCUCUCAAGUCAGAGACCACUUUGUGGCAGGACUUUCCUCAACCAAGGCAGCAACAAAGCAGGCUCAUACCUUCAAGCUUGCUAAUGAAGGUCGUCUAAAGCCUAGAAACUAGAAACAAGAGAGUUUCUCAUUUAUCACAGUCGUUUGUUGGUUUGCAUUAAAACAAUCUUGAUUAAUUAUCCUAUGCAGUGUGUGUGCUCAUUAGAGUUUUAGAGUGUCCUAUAGCUUCUAGUAAUAUUUAUGAUGGAUACUCCUUUUAUAUUUGUUGUUUUAAAAUUUUCUUGAUCUUAAUAAUAGUAGUACUAUUUAUUA
Raphanus sativus (radish) is the source of this 1137-nucleotide messenger RNA. Its product is annotated as protodermal factor 1. Bases 80 to 937 code for a protein of 285 amino acids. Lineage: Eukaryota; Viridiplantae; Streptophyta; Magnoliopsida; Brassicales; Brassicaceae. The transcript has 3 exons. The record is from RefSeq and is a predicted model, not a curated record.